Molecule: messenger RNA, 929 nt
Organism: Arachis ipaensis
Lineage: Eukaryota; Viridiplantae; Streptophyta; Magnoliopsida; Fabales; Fabaceae
Product: ubiquitin-conjugating enzyme E2-17 kDa
Source: RefSeq, a predicted model, not a curated record
GUUGAUCCUACGCUAUCAAUAUGGAGCACGCGAAUCCGGAAAACCGAACAUUCUAGAAAACCUAGCCUUCUAUAAUUUCCCCCAAUUUCCAUUUCUUCUCUUUCUCUCUCUCUUGAUUUCCCAAUCAACGCAACAAACCAAACCCUUACCAAAAUUUUCAACCCUUUCUUUAGCUUUUCCCUUUCAGUUUUUUAAGCAUGGCAUCGAAACGCAUCUUGAAGGAGCUCAAAGAUUUGCAGAAGGACCCUCCUACGUCAUGCAGCGCUGGUCCUGUGGCUGAGGACAUGUUUCACUGGCAAGCAACAAUCAUGGGACCAGCUGAUAGCCCAUAUACUGGCGGUGUUUUCCUUGUUUCGAUUCAUUUUCCUCCGGACUAUCCAUUCAAGCCACCAAAGGUUGCAUUUAGGACCAAGGUAUUCCACCCAAAUAUCAACAGUAAUGGAAGUAUAUGCCUUGACAUUCUUAAAGAGCAAUGGAGCCCUGCACUAACAAUUUCGAAGGUUCUUUUGUCAAUUUGCUCAUUGUUGACGGAUCCCAACCCUGAUGAUCCUCUUGUCCCUGAAAUUGCGCACAUGUACAAGACUGACAGGGCUAAGUAUGAAGCUACCGCACGCAGCUGGACACAGAAGUAUGCUAUGGGAUGAUUAUAAAUACUUUUGGUUUGCUGUUUAAAUUGAGCUGCGUAAUCACGACUACGACUUAUGUCAAACAAAAUGAUAUUUUGAAUGAAUGUUCUAUCUUUUCUUAUCAGGGGAACUAAGCCAUGGUAAGGGAAUUGGUUUUUAUCAUUUGUGAAUAUUUCUUUGUGAGACAAUGGUGAUGGAAGUUGUAAUGUAUUGGCAUGCAGAUUUCCUUUUUUUUUUUUAAAUUGACCUUCUAUUCUAAACCUGUGAUGAAGUAAUAUAUAGUUGUGAAAACUACUUAUAUAA